AUGUCUUAUCAAUACCCUAAUCCGCCUUACGGUUACCCUCCUCAGGGCGCCCCUCAAGGCGCACCUCCCCAGGGCUAUCAACAAGGUUACCAACAGGGUUAUCAACAGCCUCAGUACCCUCAACAACAAUACGGUGCUCCUCAGGGCGCACCCCAGGGUGCUCCUCAUGGUGCCCCUCCCCCGCAGGGUCACUAUCCUCCCCAGCAGGGCUACGGCCAGCCGCCUCCCCAGCAACAGGGAUACUACGGCGCUCCUUCACCUCAACCACCUGCUCCAUACGGUGCGCCCCCUGCCCAUCAGGGCGGAUAUCCUCCCCAGUCGCAGCAGCCACCACAACAGCCCUAUGGCCAAGCUCCGCCGGGCCAGCAUUACCCUCCUCAACAAGGCCAACCUCAGCACGGUCAACCACCGCAAGGCUACGCCCCUCCUCAACAAGGCUAUGCCCCUCCCCAACAAGGCUAUCCCCCUCAACAAGGCCCGCCUCAUGGUGCCCCCAUGCACGGUGCGCCCAACUCAUACGGAGCUCCCAUUGGCGCGCCAGCUCCCCCAUCCCUUGGCUACGUCCCCGGCCAAGUCGCGCCGGGCGAUUUCCGCGCUGAAGCCGACGCCCUCCGUAAAGCGAUGAAGGGCUUCGGCACGGACGAAAAGGCCCUCAUCCAGGUCCUCUCCCGCCUGGAUCCCCUCCAAAUGGCCGGUGUCCGCGCCACAUACACCAAGCAUAUCGGCCGCGACUUGUACAAGGACGUCAAGUCCGAGACGGGCGGGAACCUCGAACAAGGACUGCUCGGCGUGAUCGAAGGCCCGCUCAUGUUCGACGUGGCAUGUGCCCGGGAAGCCGUCGAGGGCGCCGGCACCAAGGAAUGGCUCCUGAAUGACAUCCUCCUCGGCCGGUCCAAUGCCGAUCUUCAGGCUAUCCAGAAAGCCUACGAGCGCACGUACCACCGCAAACUGACCCGCGACGUGGAAGAUGACCUCUCCUUCAAAACGGGCGAACUCUUCAAGAACGUCCUCCGCGCAACCCGCCACGAAGACUCCGUCCCGAUAAACCCGCAAUCUAUCGAGGCCGAAGUGCGCACCCUGCACGACUCUACUGCCGCCCGCAUCGUCAACAAUGUGACCGAGGUAUGCGGGAUUUUCACGCGCAGUUCGAAUGCCGAGUUGCGCGAGAUCGAUCGCGCGUUCCAGGCGCGGUAUCAUGCCCCGCUGGAUAAGCAUGUCGAGAAGGAGUUCUCGGGUCAUAUGGAAGAUGCGUUGUUGCAUAUGUUGCGGACGGCGACGGAUCCGGCCAUGCGGGAUGCUAUCCUGCUGGAGGAGUGUAUGGCGGGUAUGGGGACGAAGGACGAGAGGUUGAUUGUGCGGGUUGUCAGGGUUCAUUGGGAUAGACAGCAUAAGGAGGCAGUGAAGCGGGCUUAUAAGCGUCGGUUCGGCAAGGAUUUGAUUGCUCGCGUUCGGGAGGAGACCUCGGGGGAUUAUGAGAAGUUGAUGGUUGCGUUGUUGGAGUGA
Molecule: messenger RNA, 1503 nt
Organism: Penicillium cataractarum
Lineage: Eukaryota; Fungi; Ascomycota; Eurotiomycetes; Eurotiales; Aspergillaceae
Product: annexin
Exons: 2
Coding region: 1-1503 (500 amino acids)
Cellular component (GO): cytoplasm
Molecular function (GO): calcium ion binding; calcium-dependent phospholipid binding
Source: RefSeq, a predicted model, not a curated record